GUCGCUGCACCUCCCGGAAGUUGCUACGUCUGUAAAUGCCUUCCUCCUGAGAGUUAAAGGGAGAGUUAGGGUUAGACUGCGACCAGUUAACUUGACUAGCUAGGCAGUUUUUGUGUUGAGUUAAUUGAAUUUUGGGAAAAUCUAGCAUGGAGUUCUAUUUAUAAGUUAAUUUUAUAUUUGAAGAGACGUCCGAAAGGCGACAUGGAUAAUCAGAUUGAAACGGCCCAGUGUUGCCCAGACAGUGUCUCUCAGUGCUCUGUCACCAUCUCCGACUUUUCAGACGAGAUUAUGCUAAAUAUCCUGCGGUACAUCCCAAGUCACGACCUGAUGGUCAGCGUAAACCGGGUGUGCCAGAAAUUUCGGAUAUUAUGUCUAGACAAGAGCUUGACGACCCACAUACACCUGCACAAAGAGUACUCGGCGACCGAUGAAGCGGUCAAGCGCCUCCUGAAGGAGGUGUCCGGCGACGUGCGCACACUGAACGCAAGCGGCUGCUACUGGCUGUCUGGCUCAACGCUGGAGCAGGUGACGCGCUGCAGCGGUGUGGUGCGCCUGGACGUGACGGGCUGCCGCGUGACCCCGACGCGCCUCUCUCGGCUGCUGGGCUCGCUGCGCGCGCUGCGGGCGCUGGCACUGGACGUGGGGCCAGGAUUCGCGCUUCAGCAGCUGAGCGCCGAGGGCAAGGCGGCACUGGCACGGCUGCGCGAGCUGCAGCAGACGCUGCUGGCAGCGUCGUACGGCGUGGUUCCCUGCUGUAGCGGCCUGCGCAGCCUACACCUCUACCUGGAGGCGGGCGAGGGGCGGCAGGAGGCAGGCGGCUGCGCCCAGCUGAUGGUGGGCCAGAGCAGCGUGCCGCACUACCAGAACCUGCGCUGGUUUUCGGCACGGCUGGCGCCGGGCGAGGUCAACCGCACGCUGCUCGCCCUAUACCUGGCCGUCUUCAGCCUCAGCGUGCCCUCCGGCCUGGCUGGCCUAGUGGUGUUUGUGCCGGGACCGGCGCCACCCAGACCUGGCGCGGUGGCGGCGCUGACAGAGCGCAUGGCGGCGGCAGACGGGAGCAUAGUCCGGGCCCUGCAGCUACCACGCACCUGGUUGGACGGCGCCAUGCUGGGGCGGGUGCUGGCACAUGGCUGCCCCGCCUACCUGAACGUGUCGCGCUGCUCGACGCCGGGCUUCAACCCCCUCCAUGUGUUGCUGGGAGCCGGGCGCGACCUCUCACCCCUGCGCAGCCUCAAUCUGCGUGGGUGCGGGUGUGGCCCACCUGUGGACGGCAGUGGGAAGGGCGAGGAGACGAUGGAUGGCGAGAGCGUGCGGGCGCUGGUGCGGGCGUGCCCCGACCUUGUGCGCCUGAAUCUGUCAGCUACGCACUACCACCACGCCCCCCCAGCCGGGCAGGACGGGCACCUGUGCCGAGCACUGGGUUGUCUCGCCCACCUGCGCUCGCUGGCGCUGCCUGCCUGUGCACUGGCCCCGCGGGCGCCCGAGACGGCAGCGGCGCGCCCGGAUUUGGGCCUCCCCUCGAGCUCACCGCUCUUCGGACUGAAGAAGGCUCGGCGCGUGGGCGUGCCCAUCUACCAGCCGUGCUCGGAGGACGCGGCACAUCAGGGCGAGGACCCGGCGGAGGCGUCCUGCUUUCGUCCGCUGCUGGAGGGCUGCCCCCACCUGGCUGAGCUGGAGCUCAUCGGCGCCGGCUUCUCGUCGGCCAUGCCGCGAAAUGAGCCAGCCAUCCGCAAGGACCCCGCAGCUUGCCCCUGGUCAUGCCUGAUCGGAGACGCACAGCUGGCGGUUUUGGGGAAGCUGAGGUUUUUGCGCAGGCUCACCUUGGCCCAUCUGCCAGGGGUGCUGAAAGGGACCGGACUCAUACAGCUCGCUCAGGGAUGUAAGGACCUUCAGGCGUUAUCGCUGGCCAACCUUGGAUCCUUAAAAACUGUCAACUAUACGCAGGCCUUGCAGGAGGUGCUCGUGCACUGCACACAACUCAGGGACUUGAGGCUGGAACAGCCGUACUUCAACGCCAACGCCGCGUUCUUCGAGGCGCUCGCCCACUGCCGCCGUCUUCGCCGUCUCUGUCUGGUCUCACGUCACGGGACCUUCCAACCCGCCGCCGCCGCCGCCUUCGUGCAGCGCUCCACCAGCCUCAUCAUGUGUCACAUGUUCAUGGGCGGGACUCUGGCAGCCUGCAAAGCGCUGCAGAAGACCCUGUUGGACAGCCUGUCUGCGUCGCGGCCUGCCCUGAGCGUGGUGGUGUACCCGCUGCUGCACGAAGACCUGAGCCACGUGAUUAGAGAGAUGCCGCUCUGCCACCUGGACGAGAUCACACUCUUCAAGAGCCGCGUGGCCGAGGAGCCCCCCCUGCUGGUCGAAGAGGCACGCGCAGACUGAAGAGCAGGCAAUGCCCUCCAACGGUGGCCGUUUCACCAAAUAUUGUUUACACUGAGAAGCUGCUUCUUUUCAUCCAAUUCAAGUGAGUGGAUGUGCGUACACUGCAAGUGGAUGCUGGAUUUGUUCUAGCCAUCCUGAACAGCUGAACUGGACAAUCAUUUGGCCAAACAUUCAUUUCAAAUUGUGAUCAUCUUUAGCUGUUGAGACGCAGGUGUUUUUUGUGGGAGAGAGACAGUCCAUACUAAAGACCGGGCUUGAAAAAUGUCUGUACAAUCUGUGCCAAAAUGAGACAUGAAAUAAAGAAAGGUGCUGUUGACGUA
This is a messenger RNA of Electrophorus electricus (electric eel), 2702 nucleotides long. It is a transcript of the gene fbxl18, whose product is annotated as F-box and leucine-rich repeat protein 18. Gene Ontology annotation, molecular function: protein binding. The record is from RefSeq and is a predicted model, not a curated record. Gene Ontology annotation, cellular component: SCF ubiquitin ligase complex. NCBI's taxonomy places the organism in Eukaryota, Metazoa, Chordata, Actinopteri, Gymnotiformes, Gymnotidae. Gene Ontology annotation, biological process: SCF-dependent proteasomal ubiquitin-dependent protein catabolic process.